This is a messenger RNA of Uranotaenia lowii, 1663 nucleotides long. It is a transcript of the gene UQCR-C2, whose product is annotated as cytochrome b-c1 complex subunit 2, mitochondrial. Bases 112 to 1431 code for a protein of 439 amino acids. The transcript has 5 exons. Gene Ontology annotation, molecular function: metal ion binding. NCBI's taxonomy places the organism in Eukaryota, Metazoa, Arthropoda, Insecta, Diptera, Culicidae. The record is from RefSeq and is a predicted model, not a curated record. Gene Ontology annotation, cellular component: mitochondrion.
AAGCUGUCAUUUUUCUUCCGACAGCAAAUUGCCAUCAGUAGCGAGAUUGUGUCGUGUCAGCAAACCCGGAAUCCACCCAGCUAAGAGUAUCUGAGAACGAACCACCCUCAAAUGGCAUCAGCUGUAUCGAAAACCCCGAUGCUCCGUGCGGCUGCCGCUCGUGGUUUUGCCGCCCAUGCCCAGGCAGCAUGCAAAUCAGCUUCCGGUGACGCUCAAACUACGACUCUCCCCAACAAGCUGGUGGUUGCUUCCGCCGAACCGAAUGCAGCCGUCGCCCGGGUUUCGAUUGUUUUCCGCGCUGGAGCCCGUAACGAAAAAUCGGACAACAAGGGUGCAUCCCAUGUGCUGCGGGCCGCUGCCGGUUUGUCCACCAAGACGGCCAGCAACUUUGGCAUCACCCGUAACUUGCAACAGGUCGGUGCUUCGUUGACUGCUACUUCGGAUCGGGAAACCAUCACUUACACCGUGACCGUAACCAAAGACGAGUUGGAAACGGGACUGAAGUUCCUGGAAGGUGCUGCCACCGGACAGGUCUUUAAGCCAUGGGAGCUGGCCGAUUUGAAGAAAAUGAUCCAGCAGGACAUUGCUCGUGUUCCGAUUGAGGUGCAGGCCACCGAAGCUUUGCACAAGGCAGCCUUCCACAAGGGACUUGGCAACUCAAUCUUCUGUCCCAAGUACAACGCGGGCAAGCAUUCGUCUGAAACCAUGCAGCACUACUUCGCAACCCACUGCACUACCAACCGGGCUGCUGUAGCCGCUGUUGGUGUUGACCAUCAAAUUCUGGUGGGAUUCGCCCAGAGUCUGCACCUGGAAUCCGGAGCUGGACCGGAAGUCAAAGCGAAUAACUUCAACAGCAGUGAAAUCCGCCACGAACGCGGUGGAAACAAAGCCGUUGUUGCCAUUGCCACUCAUGGUUCCGGAUGGAACAACUUGAAGGAAUGCUUGGCUUUCCACGUGCUGCAGGGAGCUUGCGGCACUGGCCCGGUGACCAAGUACGGAGGCAAUAAUGGUCUCAUUACCAAGCAGCUGGGAGGCGUUUCUUCCAGCACAAUCUGCCCUAGCUAUUCGGACAACGGAUUGUUCGGAGUUGUCGUCGGAGGCGACGCCAGAGAAGUUGGCAAGUCGGUCGAAACCGCAGUCAAGGCAUUGAAGGGACUGAAUGUCAGCGAUGCUGAUGUUGCCCGCGGCAAGGCUGUUCUGCUCAGUUGGCUGAUCGACUACGUGGAAACUCACUCCACGUUGGCUUUCGAUUUGGGCGAGCAGGCCGCCGUUCUCGGACAGGUUUACAAGAAGGCCGACUUGAUUGAGGCUGUCAACGGCGUUUCCACCAGCGAUGUGCAAGCUGCCGCCAAGAAAGCUGCCUCCGGCAAGUUGGCCAUCGGAGCGGUCGGAAAUCUGAGCAAGGUGCCGUACCUGUGCAACUUGAACUAAAGCGCGUUACCAGUAGCACUUGAUGUAUGUUAAUUUUAUCAAUUGGAAGGUUAAUGAUGAUGGGGAAAAUUUCACUGCGAUUGAAGUCAACUUUCUAUUGUUUGAUAUGAACACCGCCAGAGGAAGCAAACGAUUCUUCUUAUAGUAAAUUGUUUGGACAAAUAUCAGCCGUGUAGAAGAAAAUGAUACUGUUCAAGAGAAUACAAUAAACUAUCAUAAUUCUUCGGACGAA